Messenger RNA from Xiphias gladius (swordfish), 2868 nucleotides. RefSeq names its product somatostatin receptor 3 (gene sstr3a). Gene Ontology annotation, molecular function: somatostatin receptor activity; neuropeptide binding. NCBI's taxonomy places the organism in Eukaryota, Metazoa, Chordata, Actinopteri, Istiophoriformes, Xiphiidae. The record is from RefSeq and is a predicted model, not a curated record. The transcript has a single exon. Gene Ontology annotation, cellular component: neuron projection; membrane. The coding region runs from base 1 to 1458 and encodes 485 amino acids. Gene Ontology annotation, biological process: neuropeptide signaling pathway.
AUGGGUGACGUCUCGAUUCCCGGGAUGGAGAUGACAGAUGAGAUGUGGGAGAACAGCAGCUUCGCCGGCCCCUCGCCUGGGCUCCCCCUGUUUCUGCAAAUGUUCAACGGCAGCGAUCUGAAUGAGACGCUGUCCAACUCCACCAACUCCACCAUCCAAGGUGGCUCCUCAGGUCCCAGCGUGGCGGGGGUCCUCAUCCCGCUCCUAUACUUCAUUGUUUGUAUCAUCGGCCUGGGUGGAAACACUUUGGUGAUUCACAUUGUGCUGCACUACUCGAAGAUAGAGUCAGUCACCAACAUCUACAUCCUGAACUUGGCCAUCGCUGACGAGCUCUUCAUGUUCAGCCUGCCUUUCCUGGCGGUGCAGAACACCCUGCAGUCGUGGCCCUUUGGCUCCUUCAUGUGCCGCCUGGUCAUGACCGUCGACUCCAUCAACCAGUUCACCAGCAUCUUCUGCCUGACCGUGAUGAGCAUCGACCGCUACCUCGCCGUGGUUCACCCCAUUCGGUCCUCAAAGUGGCGGCGCCCUCAGGUGGCCAAAAUGGUGAAUGGCACCGUGUGGGCGCUGUCGUUCCUUGUCGUUCUGCCCGUGGUCAUCUUUGCCAACAUCCAGAAGGCGGGAGGCACCUGUAACAUCGCCUGGCCUCAGCCGGCUAACAUCUGGAGGGCGGCCUUCAUCAUCUACACCUCCACUGUUGGAUUCUUCUGCCCUCUUCUCAUCAUCUGCCUCUGUUACCUGCUUAUCGUUUUCAAGAUCCGCAGCUCGGGUAAAAAAGUCCACGCCACCUCCACCAAGCGCAGGAAAUCGGAGCGGAAAGUGACGCGCAUGGUUGUGAUUGUUGUUGCCGUGUUUGUCUUCUGCUGGCUCCCUUUCUACGCCCUCAACAUCAUCAACCUGCUGGUGUCCCUGCCCCCAGAGUACCAGGGCCUUUACUAUUUUGUCGUAGUGCUCGGUUACGCCAACAGCUGCGCCAACCCCAUCGUCUACGGCUUCCUGUCAGACAACUUCAAGCGAGGUUUCCGGAAAGCGCUCUGCCGCUCCACGAGGAAGGUGGAGAACCACGAGCCCAUGGAGCGCCAGCAGCAGCAGGAGGAAGGGAGGAGGGCGCUCAUGCCCAGGGAGAGCCUGCGACGGGCGAUCAGGGACGAGGAGGAUGACGACGAGGAAGACGUCUCAGAAAUGACUGAGAUCUACAGGAUCGCCCAGAAUGGAAACAGCAGCCUCCAGCCGCAGAGCUCGCAGCCGCUGUUCUUGGAGAAAGGAGCGACUCCAGGAGCAACGGAGCCGUCGUCCCCAGACAAGAGGGACAAAGCCGGGGACGCGAAAGGGAAACAUCCAGUCAAUGGGUCCACGCUGACGGUCCCAUUGCUUCUCAACGGAGCCAAAAAUGGGAGCAUCAAAACCCUGCCAGAGGAAACCUUGGAACAGAGCACCUCCUUGGAGAUAAGUUAUUUGUAGUAUAAAAUAUUGACUGUAAGCUUAUGUUACUUGAAGUGAACUCAGUAUUACGACACCAGGCGGCCCGCGUCUAUUCCACAACACAGAGCUGUUUGUAAUGGAGCAAAAAUCCCAUUAAUGAACAUUAAAAAACUCUGACAGGGUUAAGAAUUGCUUUGUUCGAUCAAAGGACUCAAAGGAGUUGGUAAAGUUCUACCAACACACAGAAAGGACGACUGUUUAUAAUGUGUGCUGACUGUAUAAUGGGUAUUUGUAUCAUUUGUUUUGCCGGUUCCCUUUCAAGGGAAAUGUCAGGUUCACAUACCGAGUCCCAUGUGUGGUUAGGUUUAGGCAACGAAAGCCCUUUGGUGGAGGUUGGUGAAAGAUGGCGGUUUCGGUUAAAUGUUAAUGAACGCGUCGUUUCUUGCGCUUCAAGUGGCGUUUGACUUUUCCUGCGUUAAGCCAGAACCACGAUCUUUCCCCUAAAGUUCUGUGAGUGCCUAAACAGGACCAUAAAAACCGUUAAUCACGAUGCAGUCGCUACAGGCAGAUAUUGUAGGAACAUUUUGCGACUUUGCUGGUACUUUCAGUAAUGUCUCCUCAUUAUGUUGAUUCAAAAACACCUAAUCAGGGCAGCAAUAUGUUUCCUUGAAAACAUACUGUAUUUGCUGUUGCAGAUUAAUAGUAUAGAAACAUCAUUUCUAAGAGGGGGUUGCAUGCCUACACAUUCUCACUGAUUAUUUACAGACACUGUAUAUGAAUAUUAACUAACUGUAUAUAGCUCACAUUCAGUCCCUGACCUUGGGCUGUUGAUCUAAGCUUUGUUGUAGCUGAAAUUGUGACUUUGUGAAGGAGUUGUUGUUUUUUUCUUUUACGUCCUGGUUGGAAAAUGCACUGUUUCCUGUGAAAGCCUAAAGCUGUGCCUGAUAAUGUUGCACUCUGGACGGAAGCUCAAAUUUAAAAAAACAUUUUUCGUUUAACUGCACAUUUUAUGACGUUAGAUAAUUAAACUGACAAGUGCUGCCUGAUGCUUCCACGUCCGGAUAGGAUCAAGAAAUACCUUUCUGUGGGAUGGCAGCAAUUGCUUUUUCUUUUUCUUUUUCUUUUUUUUUGUCUUUAUGGUACACUAAAAGAAAACAUCAUUAUAGUUUUUAAUCAGUACAACAUUGAUUGAACAUGUAGUUCUGGAGGCUCUUGAGCUAAAUUCUUUCAUGAAGCUUGCGCAACACUGACAAAUAUUAAAAGUUGAUAAUUUACUAUUUUGUUAUCAGAGCGCACUUGUGGGCGGCGUACUGCACAUGGGUGACUUAAUAUUUCAAGAAUGUGCGUUAUCAUGUACAACAAACUCGGACUAUAAAUUACACUCAGUGUUCUAAUCACAGUGGCCUUGUGGUGGUGUGCAAAUAUAGCGCUGUGUGUUUUAAUCGUCAC